UUCGUUUACACGACCAUUUCCAAACCCUAGCCCAGUGGGAUACGUCCAAAUCUGGCCUAUUUUCUCUCGCCGAGAAGAGUUUUUUUUGGCUAUGUCAUCUGCCGAUAGUGGAGUUUUCCUAUUGAGAUUGUUGUAAAUCGUUGUUGUUUUUUGAUCGGAGAUUGAGUUGGUGUAACUGUGGUGAAGUGCAUGAUCGCUGGAGAUGAUGGCUUCAGCUUGUGUGAAUAACAUCGGCAUGUCGUCGGAGAACUUCCUCGACUGUCCUCCGGCAAGCUAUCCAACGUAUGGAUGGCUCAGCCCUAGAAUCUCCUUCAGCCGCGAGUUUCCCGACGAGGAGUCCAAGAUGGCAGGAGGGAAGUCUCCGUCUCCAGCAGAGAAGCCGUCGGAUCCGGUGGAGGUAUCAGAUCCGGAUGUUUCCGGCAAGGACGUAGGUGAUUUUGAGUUCAGACUUGAAGAUCCGGUGGCGAUGCUUCCAGCGGAUGAGCUGUUCUCCGACGGCAAACUUGUUCCUCUGCAGGUUUCUGUGAUCCGUCCAUCAGUGGCUUCAAUACCCUCGUCGGAGAUUAGGUCACCCGAGACGGCAAAAUCUCGUCGGAGAACUGAGGUGUCGUGUACGGACCCGUACCUCUUCUCUCCGAAGGCUCCGAGGUGUUCCAGCCGAUGGAAGGAGCUUCUAGGGCUGAAGAAACUCUACCAGAGCAGCAACCCUAAGCAGGAGAACCACAACACGACGUCCUCUCUGUACUCUCACAGAACCAACGCUAAAUCUCUCAAACAUUUUCUGCACAGAAGCUCGAAAUCUACAUCAUCUUCAGCCUCCGAUGCGUCCCUGAGCCUCCCGUUGCUGAGAGAUUCUGAUUCCGAGUCGGUGUCCAUGUCCUCUCGCUUGUCGCUUUCAUCUUCGUCCUCGGGCCACGAGCACGAGGAUCUCCCCCGACUCUCCCUCGAUUCAGAAAAAUCUAAACCAAGCGCAAAUCCAAACCCGAAUCCAAGCUCAAACGCGAGCACCACAACGAAUCCAAAUCCACCUAGGGUGAGAGUGGUGAAAGCGAGAGCAUCUUCUUCCGAUCAUCCCCCGGCCGCCAGAGUAGGUCGGAGCCCAAUGCGGCGAGCGCCAGACUCAUCCGGAAGAGGCGCGUCGGUGGACAGUCCGAGAAUGAACUCCUCAGGGAAAAUCGUGUUCCAGAGCCUUGAGAGGAGCUCGAGCAGUCCGAGCAGCUUCAAUGGCGGACCCAGAUUCAAGCACAGAGGAAUGGAGCGAUCCUAUUCAGCCAACGUCAGAAUCACUCCCGUCCUCAACGUUCCAGUCUGCUCACUGAGAGGCUCGUCAAAGUCUGGAGGAGUAUUCGGAUUUGGUCAGCUCUUUUCAUCACCCCAGAAGAGAGAAGGCAGCAGUAGUAAUGGAGGAAGCACCAGAAGCCAACAGAAUAACAGCAGGAACCGUACUGAUCGAACUUGAUGUGAUCAGGAGAGUUGGUGGUAACAAAUUAACAUUUCAUCAUCAUCUUUCUUCUCUUCUUUUGCAUUUUUUUUUUUUUUGAAAUUUCAGUUGUUUUUUAGGCAAAUACUGCAUGAAAUUGUUGGUGGGGUUUAUUUCGCUUCUUUUUUUUUUUUCCACAGAUUUUAGAUUGUAUAUAUGCGGCUUUAACGCUAAUCCGAAAGCUAAUGUUAGAUUAGAUUUCAGGGUUUUUUGCUGUUCCCUUUCUCUCUUAUCUUUAUUGACCUGAACUGAAAGAUAUGGAAUCUCUGUUUUCUCUGUUA
Messenger RNA from Vitis riparia (riverbank grape), 1761 nucleotides. RefSeq lists its product as uncharacterized. The coding region runs from base 203 to 1459 and encodes 418 amino acids. The transcript has a single exon. Lineage: Eukaryota; Viridiplantae; Streptophyta; Magnoliopsida; Vitales; Vitaceae. The record is from RefSeq and is a predicted model, not a curated record.